This is a messenger RNA of Homalodisca vitripennis (glassy-winged sharpshooter), 537 nucleotides long. RefSeq lists its product as uncharacterized. NCBI's taxonomy places the organism in Eukaryota, Metazoa, Arthropoda, Insecta, Hemiptera, Cicadellidae. The coding region runs from base 1 to 423 and encodes 140 amino acids. The transcript has 3 exons. The record is from RefSeq and is a predicted model, not a curated record.
AUGACUCCUCGCCUCGGCGACCGCGAUGUUGCGAUUGCUGUAUCCAAGCUGAUGUUCACCGCUAUUCCCCACUGUAACUGCCACCCUCGCCUCAGUUCACACACUAAAUCACAGGGGCAGCCCAUAACAAUAAAGCCACAUUUGAUUCUGCAGACUAAUGUUACUGGGAACGCAACAUUCUCCAGAAACAUUACCAUACAAAUUUAUCUGACCCCAAACAGCAGAACCUCCAGUGAUAUCUUGUCUGAAGAAGGUGAAGAUGGAAUAUUGAGAGUACAUCGAAUCUGCCCUGAUGAAUCUGAUUGUGAGCUCUUCCUGUCUUCAGUAAAGUACUUUUUGUUGGAAUUGGCUGGGACUUUGGCAGGACUCUCCUGGGGUGCUUGGUCCACUCUGGUCUUCGUUAUAAAUCAGAUAGAAAGCUAAUGUUUAGGAGGAGCAUGUUCAUACAUUUAGUUUAGUUUUGUGUAUUCAAUUAAAACUAUAUCAAUUCAUGUAAUGAUCUCAUAUAUUUAAUAAAUAAUUAAAAUAGUGUACAAA